Molecule: messenger RNA, 2453 nt
Organism: Annulohypoxylon truncatum
Lineage: Eukaryota; Fungi; Ascomycota; Sordariomycetes; Xylariales; Hypoxylaceae
Exons: 4
Coding region: 259-2166 (635 amino acids)
Biological process (GO): regulation of DNA-templated transcription
Cellular component (GO): nucleus
Molecular function (GO): zinc ion binding; transcription cis-regulatory region binding; DNA-binding transcription factor activity, RNA polymerase II-specific
Source: RefSeq, a predicted model, not a curated record
GUCUGGUUAUAACAGAAUUAAGGUAGUGGGGUGAUAGCUCACAAUACGAUUCGAUGCAAUCCCUCUAGUAAGAUAAAGGGGCAUUUGAAUCCCGCGGCAUUACGUAAGAUAGACGGACUGUUCUCCAACGGCACUUCGCAAAAGCCGCGGGGUUCAACAUCAAUCUCACCAUCAUCAAUCUCAGCCACUAACCACCCAUUCAUUACCGCGGUAAUUCUAGUCGCAUCUUGUCGAAAUCCGACCCUAGGUUAGGGUGAAAUGUCUUCUGGCUCGGUGACAGGGGCCUCCGCAUCAUGUAGUCCGGCACCUUACGGACAGGCAUGUGUCGGCUGCUCCCGCGCCAAAUGCAAGUGCUUCUAUCGCUCUGAUGGAUCUUCAUGUGAGCGAUGUCAUCGCCUAGGGAAGACCUGCGAGCCUGCGCUGGCUCUCCGUAAGCGCAAGGCUCGCACGCCGCCGCCGCCACCUACGCAGCCUCCUCCCCCGCCUGUUAAUUCGCGGCUCGAGGAGAAGCUGGAUGAUCUGGUAUCCCUUCUACGGUCUCAGGCUGCCGAAAAACAGGGUCAAACUCCGACCCAAUCCCAGCGACACACGCCCCAGUCAAUUUCGGAAGGGGCAUCUGGUGGCUACGGCGAGUCUAUAUCCUCGAUGUCGGUACCCGAGAAUCCGGAUGUGGCGCUAGAUACUGCUGCCAGUGUUGUUCGUCUUUUACGCCCAGCUACGCCACAUAUGUCGCCGUCACCUAUAUAUGACGAUAUAUCUGUCCACCGCUUACAGGACGGGGUCGCGGAAGAGCAGUUGGAGUCAUUUCGUCGCUCAUUCCUUACGAUGUUUCCGUUUGUUCAUAUCCCUGCUACCACGAGCGCAGCGGAGCUCCGUCGCGAGAAGCCCUUCCUAUGGCUUGUCAUCAUGGCUUUGACUCCUAAGAUGGUCUCUCAGCAAUUCGCGAUGGAAGCCACUAUAUGGCACAUCAUAUCACGCAGAAUAGUGGCGCAACAUUUUGCUAAUUUGGAUUUGCUCCUCGGAGUCAUUGGCUUUGCUUCUUGGUCUCACUACUUUAAAAAGGACAAGCCCUUCAUGAGUAUGCUUUCUCAAAUCGCCGUGUCCCUUGCUCUUGAACUAGGUAUUCAUCGCAAUCCGCCUACGACUCCGCUGCGGCGUAGUCGUCUUCCGAGCCAACCACCCGAGAAACAACCCAGGACAAUGGAAGAGCGCCGCACCAUGCUCGCUGUAUUCCAUCUUUCAUCCGCCACAUGGUCAACGUAUCGAAUGACUGAGCCUCUUCGGUGGACGUCGUAUUUAGAAGAAUGCCUCUACCUCUUUAGUGAAGGAAGAGAAACUCAUCUAGACAUUCUCUUGACCGCGCAGAUCAAGUGUCAGAUCAUAACGAAUCAUUUGUCUUGCGCUUCUCCCAACGAGGCAAUUGAAGUAGAAAACCCUAAAGCGCCGUCAGUGGCCCUGACUACGGCUCUAUUAAGGCAGCUCAAUAUCAUCCGUCAGAGCCUACCAGCUGAUGUCGCAUCUAAUAGGACCGCACAAUUAUAUCUCCUCCACGCGGAACUCAGAAUCCGGGAGUCUGCGCUCGGUCGACCGAGAUCUCCAGACCAGACCGGCUUAUCACAGUUCCAACGGGUUCAGGACCUCGAGUCGGUCUUAAAUACGAUCGAACGGUGGUUCGUGGCCUACUCGGAGAUGCCGUUAUGCAACUGGAUCGGCUUCACGGCCGACAUAUUCACCCAGUUCAUGCAAUUCCUAGUUGUAAACUUCAAGCUCUCUAUCCUCAACGAGCCCGGGUGGGAUGUUCAAGAAGUACGUCGGCGGGCGGACGUCUUUAAGAUCCUAGAACGCGCGUGCCAGGACGUCGAGCGCGUCCCAAUAGAAUUAGGUAUAGCGGACGCGGAAGGACCGCGCUACGGGCUCUUCUUCAAGAUACCCGCGCUCCUCCGCGACGUCAAGGCCCUGUUCCUAGCAGAGAUGCCGCCGCCCGCCGCUUUUCCAACCCAAGAGACCGGCGCCGACGCGAACGAUAUGGAUAAUAGCGCGGGCGGAGCCGAACUCAUGGAUUUCUCUUUUUCGGACGAGUUUCUUUUGGGGAUGUUGCAAGAUGACAUCCUGAGCCCGGCUUGGGAUUUUAGGGCAGAUAGUUCGUAUAUGCCUUUUCCUACGUAGAUUCAGGGUUACCUACAUAGAUGAUACUUUACGCCUAACCAGGAGCUUACAUGAAAAGGGAAGAAUUGUGACGAGGAGCGAAUCUCUAUCCACACUGCUACCUAAUUCAUAAAAAAUACCUAUCGCUUGGAACGCCUACCUGUUAGUAGGUAAGAGGGUGAUGAGACAGUAAAAGGAUUUGAGAAUUUCUAAAUCUGAUCUAAGCAUUAGUUAUGUAUUCACUUAAAACUCCUGAGGCAACGUACCUUUUUCAGGGGGCUAUUCCGAGUCCCUGAGUCGGAUGACUA